This is a messenger RNA of Rhineura floridana, 4570 nucleotides long. RefSeq names its product FA complementation group A (gene FANCA). The record is from RefSeq and is a predicted model, not a curated record. The transcript is spliced from 43 exons. Gene Ontology annotation, biological process: regulation of regulatory T cell differentiation; interstrand cross-link repair. The coding region runs from base 93 to 4418 and encodes 1441 amino acids. NCBI's taxonomy places the organism in Eukaryota, Metazoa, Chordata, Lepidosauria, Squamata, Rhineuridae. Gene Ontology annotation, cellular component: Fanconi anaemia nuclear complex.
CCAGCUGGCGGCCAAUGAGAGCGUAAGGCGCGCUGGUUGGUUGUUGCGCGCGCGCUGUGAGCUGAGGGUCGUUAAGAGCUGCCGCCGCGGCGAUGCCCGCAGGAGAAAAAGUGCCCGGUCGGGUCUUGUCUACGCUUCUGGCUGGAAGACCCAAGAAACAGAAAUGUAAUCUUAAAAAUGAACAGAAGCUGCAGGAGGCAGCUCUUCAUAUUUUGAGUUGCCAUCAGAACCUGGGCGAUCUCCUGCUGGAGGUGGGAAGUUCAGUAUGGAACAAGCCAUUAUGUUCAAUUAGUUCAAGUACACACGGCACUGAAGCUCCUGUUCCAGAACUGUUUGUGGUCUCAGCCUUGCAGGAUCAGGCCUCCACAUUGGGUAUGCCGGUGGGAAUCUUGUCAGCUAGAAUAGCUGCCAGCAACAUCGAGAAGAUCUCUGCUGAGUCUGAUCAAGCUGUGCUGCUGAAUGCUGAGCAGAGGAAAAAGUUGUUAUGCUUGCUUCAGACCUUGAAGGAUUUGUUAACGCACAAUGGUUUCUGCCGUUUGCUAUUUGCUCAAGAAAUGUGGAAAUUGCAGAGCCCGCUCAUUCUGGAAGUUGCAUGGCACCUGCAGAGAGAGAACAUUGUUAGCCUGGAAGAGCUGCUGGAGAAUAAUCCAGAUGCUUCUGCGUUGGAAGAGUGGUUGUGCGGAAGCCUCUGUUGUCUUUGCCAUCAGACAGAAGAUCCAUCCCUGGACACGGAGACCUUGGGGUGCAUACUUACAGACUUCGUGACUGUGCUUCUUCGUAACGGAUUUCAGAAAACAUUUGUGUUGGGAAAGAAGUUGGAAUUGCAGAAGAUCUCCAAAAUCUGUUGUGCUGUACUUGACAGAAUGCUGGCAUGGGUGCUUGAUGCUGUGGCCAAAGAGAAGCAGAAAGACGCUUCCGCGUUGAAAGCAGUGAAGUGCUGGCUCCGUGUGUUUGGUGUGGCGGCAUACCAAGGUACAGUCCCUCCAGAGUCUCUGCAGCCAUUCAUUAGUCACACCUUGACCCAGGUUCUUACCUACAACCCUCAGCUAAAAGUUUCUGACGCCAUCAAUCUUCAGAGAGACUGGAGCUUUGCAAGAACAAGCUCAGUGCUCACCAUGCUGUUCCGCAAACUGUUUUUGGUGUUCAAAGCAGAGGAACUGAUACGUCAUUUGCAGCAAGUCCUGGAGACGAGUGAAGUAAAUUGGCACCAUGUCCUGUCCUGCGUUUCCACUCUGCUGGUCUGUCAUCCCGAAGCAGAACGCUUGAUUAAAGACCUCCUGGACCAUCUGUUGAGAAAAGCCUUUGAGAACUAUGAUCUGGAAAACAUGGUCACUGCGUUCUUAAUAGUCCGCCAGGCAGCUCUGGAGGGUCCUGCGAUGUUCAUGCCUUAUUCGAAAUGGUUUAAGGUUGCCUUUGGGAGCGCCAGUGGCUUCCACUAUAGCAGUAAGAAGGCCUUGGUCUUCCUCUUCAAGUUCCUGUCAGAGUUGGUGCCCUUUGAGGCCCCGCAAUACUUGAAGGUCCACGUUAUGCACCCGCCAUUUGUGCCCCCCAAAUACCGUCCCUUCCUUCUGGAAUACAUCACUCUAGCCAAAACCCGGUUGGCUGAUUUCAAGAUUGCAAUGGAAGACAUGGGUCUCUAUGAGGAUCUGUCUUCCAUGAAGGAAGCUGUGCAGCCACCUUGCCAGGCACUUCAAGACGUUGAAAAGGCCAUUCAGAUAUUUGAAAACACUGGAAAGAUCCCAACAAGUGUGAUGGAAGCCAGCAUUUUCAGGCGGUCCUAUUACACCUCCCGUUUUAUUCCUGCUUUGCUUGUGCCACGCGUGCUUCCUCAAACACCUGACUCCCGCAUGGCUUUGAUAGAUGACCUCAAGAGGGCUGACAAAAUCCCUCUGAACACGUUCACCAGGUAUAUUGAAGAAUGCAAAGCUGUUAAAGAGAAGCUCUUGCAAGAUGAAGCAACAGAAAUGGAGACAAGCCAUCUCAAGGAGCCCCUGGAACUCCUCAAGGCUGAACUUGAAGCUCUGAGGCUGCUGAUUACAGACCAAAGCAGACACGAUGAGGUGCCGGCUCAGAUUGCUGUAGUCUCUGAGAAACUGGUGGGUGUUCUGGGUCGUGUGAAAGAUGAGGAUGAAGCCGCAUCCCUGAGUCUUAGGAUCAAGCUUAACCUUUCCAAUCCUGAAGUUGAACAGCAGGAUCAAGGGGCAGUUGAUCUUCUGAUGAUGAUGUUCUGUCAGAGUGUAAUGGCUGCCUCCUACUACUUGCCUCCAGAAAGGCAGGGGGCCUGGCCGUCUCUUUUCGUGAAAAUGGUUUGUGGGCACCGCCGACUCUUGCCAUCCUUGUUGGGCAGGCUGUGCCAGCUUAUGUAUCAUCAGGGUCCUUCUCUAAGCAGCGCUCAAGUCAUAGGCCUGGCGGUCUUUGUAGUCCACUUAAAUGAAGCCAAGUCCUUAAUUCCUGAGGUGGACCUCUGCACUUGGCCUCCUCGCUCUGCCUCCGCAGGAAGCCUUUCAGUGACUGAACUUUGGGAUCACUUAUUGGUGUGCCGGACAGGAGAGUCUGUUGUCUUCUGCAUGAGGUUUUGUGCCGCUGCCCUUUCCUACUCCUUUUGCAAGUUUUCUUCCUUUUCCCAUGACUGCCUGUGUUCCUUACUUCAUCCUGGUUUUGUAAAAAAGCUUCAAUAUGUUGUUCCGCGGCUCAGCUUGGAAGCACGAGGAAUAGACUGUGAAGGAGAACCAGCUGAGCUUCCCUGGAAAACUUUAUCCCGCCCUGCUUUCUGUUUCCGGAAGGCUGCCCUCUGCUUAUGGAAGCAGGCACAGUUCAAAGCGCUUUUGCAGGAGAAAGCUUUCCAGCUGACCCUCCGAGAGUGGCUGCUGAUGGAGCUAGGAGUCCGUCCUGAUGAAGACGUCCUUUCUCCUUGUGAGAGGCAUGAGUUCCACUACUGGGCUUUAUAUCAGCACUUUCUCCCUAUGUCUGCCGCUGCUGGUGGCUGUGAUGGAGACUUGAAAGAGAUGUGCGCUGUUCUUAUUGGCACCAUCCUGGAUUUCUGUCAAAGGUCUGAGUUUGACAAGUGCACCCACCUAAAAAAUCCCAAAUGUUCCAUGACCCAUGGGAGAGGAAGCCCCGACGUCUACUGCCGAUUGCAGGAGAUGCUGCUGGAGCUGGAGCUGGGGCGCAGGAGAGCCCCACUUGACGUCUGCAGCAGAGGGGGGCACUUCCUAUUCAGGGUUCUCCAGGAGCGGCUAAAAGCUCUGGGCCAUGGGUCUGUCGUGGGCGAAAGGCUACUUUGGCAACAAGAGCUGCUCCUCCAAACAAGGAUUCUUUUGGGUCUCCCGCCAUCUGUUCUCAUUGCGACACAGCAGAGAGGAAAGAAAAUCACUCUGGAUUGUGAAGACUUCUUCUGUUUUGCAAACACAGAACUGAGGAAUAUCUGCUCCAGAGGCUGUGCACUCUCUUACGACAUCACUGCUCAUUUCUUCAGGGGCUUGCUGAGCGCCAGUUUGGAGUGUGACAAACCUGCGCAGGAGGUGACCGCCGUUCUCACCUUGUGUCCAGCCAGGUGCCCUAUAAUAAUUUGUUCUGCAGCGCGGUGGUGGCAGAGGCUGGAGCCCAUGCUUUGCUCAGAGUGGAACAGACUCUUUGGCACUCCCCUCGCACAGGGAUUGCAAAGCCUCAGGGAGUUACAGUCCUCAGUCAGCAGCUUCCUCUCAUCAGAAGCCGUUUCCCUGGUCUCUGACAUUCCAUGGAUUCCUGCAGCCUUCUUGCAUUUUGCUGUUCAGCAGCAAAUGGUACAUAGAAAAAUGAAUGAAGGACUGAAAAAGUUGGGGCCUGGAUCAGAACAACUCCUGGUGAACCUCUUCUUCUUUUCACUCGUGGAUUUCAUCUCUACAAGAGUGGCCCCGCAGGAAGGCAAGGAUGCCUACAAAGCCUUGGACUGGAGCUCAAAGAUGCUUCAGCUCUUGCAGGAACAAGGUGCAUCCUGGCUGACUGUCUUCUGUUCGGCAGGGAAAGACCAUAGCCCUUGCCAAAUCCCACGUGGGGCUGUGUCAGAUCAGCACUUGAGGCUGUUGCCGGUUGCCUUCUAUAGCCUCAUUGUCACAUUUGAACCGGAACACUUUAUCGGACAGCAAACAUUCCUGUACGCUGCCAUUGACAUGUACGCACAAUUGCUGCUGCUCUUUGUGGAUGGGGCCAGAGUGGUGGGACCAAGCCAGCACACCAGGGAGCUUCAGGAUUCACUGGAGCUGAUAAAAAGAGCACGGCAAUUCCUGCUGCAUGCAAUCCCCCAGUGCCCCCGAGGGAGCUUUUCCAGCCUCCAGCAGUUAGUGGAUCUCUGCGGAGAGCUGGACCCAGAGAUGAAGGCUGCCCUUGUGAAUGCCAGCGAUUAUGGGGAUCUACUUGAUGAAGAACUUCUCCUUUUCUGACAGCUGGAGUCCAGCUUGGCAUGUAUGAGGAGAUUCCCUGGACACAUGCAGACAAAAAGCACAGACAGGAAAAGGGGAACGUGUCUGCCAGGGCCUAAUCUGGUAAACGUACUGUGUAAAUAAUUUAUUACAAGCAUAACCAUGACUUUGUA